CUAAUGUGAACAAGCCAGCAGUCAGCAGGUCUAAAGUUUCUGCGCAUUGGAAGUGUUUGUGAGUUAAUUUGGUUGAGGCAGUUGGAGAAUAAAACAAAGCAGAGGAUUUGUUAUUGGACAAGUAAAUCUUUUAAAGAUGUUUGACUUUUUUGGCUUUAAAAAAAGUCAGGACUCGAAGAAAGGGCCUGUUCAAGAGAAAGAAGUGGACGGCUUUGUUUUUGUGGAAAGAUUAUCAAAAUCUGGAGCUGAUCGGGAAAGGGUAAACCGUGGAAAUGACCAAAGUGGGAAAAUAGAAGGAGUUACUUUAGCUCAACAGAAGGAAGUCAUAUGUACUCAACCAGGAAAGAUACCUACAGCAGAUUCUCAGUUCUCCGCAGUCUCUAAUACAGCUCAGUCAGUACCACAGACAAACCAGACAACUGCUUGUGCCUCAGUAAUGCCAGAUCUUCUAAGUGAUGUACCCUUCACUUUAACUCCACAUGUCCAGGCUAUGCAGAAUCUCUUCAAUGGCUGUCCAGAUACAUUCCUGUCCCAGAACUUCAACAGCUUAGCUAUGUUCCAUUAUGAUUUUAAAUUGGAAAACUCAGUGCUGUUUGACUCCUAAUGUAAUACAUUUGUUGCCUUAUUUUUACCACAGAUAAAACAUGGACGUCUUAAAUUGCAUAUGCAACAAAAUAUUAAUUUCUGCAAUACCAGCACUGUUUGCAAAAAAAAAAAAAACACAAUUCAUGUAAUUCUGUUUAGAUAGUAAAUCCUGAUGUUGGAUAUUAAUCAGUCUUCAUUAGUCAGUUAUACAGUAUUGUAAGCAUUAUGCUCUCAUUUGUAUAUUUUCAUUGUUUUGAAAUUUAAUUUAAAGAGUGUGCUAUAUAUGUGUAAGUUUUAAGAAAUACUUCAUCCUUAAACGUGCUUAUUUGUUAAUAUAGUGCAUGUGUUUAUCAAUCUUGAUUAAUCUGUAGUCUUUUCUUUAUAUUGACUUCCUUACAUAAGUUACCAGUUGUGCACUUUUCACACUUGGAUGUUACUUAUCUAUUUUCAGUGCUCAAGGUUCCUUCCUUGUAUCAGGAAUUUAUAUGUUCAUAUUAUUUCUCCAGAAAGAACAUUGUUGGUGAGGGCAGGACUUGGUCACUGCUUUUUGGUCUUCCUUUUACAGUGCAUCUUCCGCAAGCAUGACCGAUAAUACUAAAACAUUAAUAAGACCCUCCA
Protopterus annectens (West African lungfish) is the source of this 1203-nucleotide messenger RNA. It is a transcript of the gene UMAD1, whose product is annotated as UBAP1-MVB12-associated (UMA) domain containing 1. The record is from RefSeq and is a predicted model, not a curated record. The transcript is spliced from 5 exons. Lineage: Eukaryota; Metazoa; Chordata; Ceratodontiformes; Protopteridae. The coding region runs from base 137 to 604 and encodes 155 amino acids.